Dujonia railenensis is the source of this 1305-nucleotide messenger RNA. Lineage: Eukaryota; Fungi; Ascomycota; Pichiomycetes; Serinales; Debaryomycetaceae. The record is from the annotation of a GenBank genome assembly.
AUGAGUAGUGUCAAGACUUCGCCAGUAAAGAAAGGAAAUACACCAGUCCCAGCUGAUGAAGGGAAAACUAAGAUCAAGCAGGAUCCUGGUGUAGCUUCCAAUGGAAGCGAGGGAGUGGAAGGUGGAAAUGAAGAGGAUCCGGAUUACUCAAUCCUUUCAGACCCAGAAGAUUAUCUUGAAGAGAACGAAUCUCUUGAUAUGAAUUUACAGAACGGUUCGCAGAAAAUUUGGUUGGUCAAACUUCCAAGAUAUUUGGCUGAAAAGUGGUCCAACAUAGACCAGAUAGGAGGUCAACAAUUGGGGAGGGUGAAGAUUAAGCAGGGGACAGGGGCAAAUCGUAAGCUUCAAGUGAAACUUGUUCUUGAUCAACAAGAUCAAAGUAUUCCUCAAGAGUAUGACAUAUCUGUGUUGAAUACUCAAGUGCGCAACAAUUAUGUCUUUUCUGAGGAGAAUUUGAAGAAGUUUAAGCAAGAGCUUACAGAGAUGGUUGAAAUGCCAGAACAACCACAUUUACAGCCUAUAGACAAGAAGAAGGCUGCAGAUCAAGCAUCUGCGGCUGCGGCUAUGGCUGCGUCUACGGCCAACGGCCAGGGAGCAAAUGUCACUGGAGCCAAGAAGAAGUAUAAGUUUUAUAGAGUGCAAAAGAACAAGGUAGGAAAAGACGGAGCUGCAGGACCUCCACCCAAGAAGUUUAUUCCGUUUGUUAAGACGAUCCCAAAGAAAACAGCCUUGGUUGGGAAGAUUUGCCACGAUUGUCAAAUAAUUCCUUCUAAGCAGGACAAUAAGUACUCUGAAAUCCUUUCCAAGAGAAACAGAAUCCAACCAGAGAAGGCAAGACCGAAAGUAACACUUUUAGAGGAAAUUCCGGGAGUUAUUCAAUCCAAUGCAGGACCAUCUAUUCGUGGUAAUAACACAUCUGUGUUCCUCAGGUCUAGUGCCGCCAAGGCGGGUGCUGGUGGAAUUGGAGGAAAAUCUGGAGAAGGUAGAGCCAUUAGAAUGCCUAAGAAAGAUUUAUUGGAUUUAUUAUUCAGAUUAUUCGAAGAAUAUGAGUAUUGGUCUAUGAAAGGUUUGAAGGAAAGAACUAGACAACCAGAAAGCUACCUUAAAGAAUCAUUAGAAUCAAUUGCAAAUCUUAUUAAGAAAGGUCCAUAUACAUCGAAAUAUAAUUUGAAACCCGAAUAUAAAAGAUUACGUGACGCAGAAAGAGCUGCUCGUUUGGGUUUGGUUACAAAUGACGAUGAGAAUAAGAGCGGUGAUGACGACGAUGACGAGGACGACGAUAUCGAAAUGGAAGAUGUCAUCUAG